GUAGUAUCCUAAGGAUCCGAAGUACCGUACAUACUUGAAUUGAGAAAUCUGAUACUGAAACCAAUUAGGCCAACUUCUCAGUGGCCCCAGUUCUCAGGGCCUGCGCCGCGCGGCCCCCCAUUGUUCCCCAGGCCUCAUUAACAAGUCUCCCCACCACUCCCAUACCAUCCAUGCUUGUGCUUCCAAACACGCCCUGUACGCCGCUCCCCCUAAAAAAUGGGGCCGCAACGCUGCAAAUAUUGUCCCCAGAGACCCUCUCGUUGCGGGCGUCCAUUGGCUCUGCCCCGCCGGCAAACCAUGCCGAACUAGCACAGUAUAUGCUCCGAUUAGAGCAGUAUUUGGACAGCAUCUUGCACGACAUCGUGCGCCCAUACCUGUCUGCCACGCUCGAAAAAGUGGCGGCCACUGCGCUGGGCGCCCCGCUCUCCGGCUCGGUGCCCUGGGCCAACAUUGCCCCGGCAAAACCGCCAAAAUCCUUGCGUAUACAUAGGCCCGCCGUCGAGUGGACGGUGGCCUCGGAAAUGGGCGCUGUGGUCAUCGCCCAGGCGGAAACGUACAUGCGGCUCGGCGCCGAUCUCAUUGCCGAUCUCGUGCGCGAAGAGCCGGCGCAAAACGGCGGUGUUUCGUCGAAAGAGCUCGACGAGAAAUGGCGGCUGGUGGCAGAGUACUACAAGUCCGCCACUCUGCUUGUGUGCUUCGGCCGGCGGCUCCAGACGGCCGUGUGCCUGCGCAAGCCGGACGCUGUGGUGUUCCACCCCUCGGUGUUUGCGCUUUUCGAGCGGGUGUGUGACAUUGGCAUCCAGAUGUCUAUUGUGUGCAAGUCCUCGUGGAUGAACCGGACCACGUUCUCGUCGCGCGACUUGUUCACGUCCUCGAACAACGGCGUGCUCUGCCGCGUGGCCAUCUGGGUGUUCAACGAGGUGCUUGCGUGCCAGAACCUCAUCAAGGAACUCCAGAGAUCCAGCGAGCCGAACCUCGUCGGCUUGAACUCCGACAAGUGGCCCCAAUACUUGGCGGUCUUCUUCAAGUACGUCACGGCGUACUCCGGCCUUUUCCUCUCGAUCGAAAACUACCAAAAGUCCAAGCUCGGCCAGGCAAUCGGACUCCUCAACUUCUCGCUCCUCACGCUCCAGAGCAGGAACCUCGGCGAGGCAAAAAAAAGAGGCCUCGACCGCCUCACCCGCAAGAUCUCCGGCCGCAAAAACGACCAUUUCAUUGCCAACCUCCAGUCGGUGACGGCGCUAGAUAUCGACAAGUCCGUGUUCCUGGGCCUGUCCGGGGCCAUGCUCAGCGACCUCUCGGUUCUCUUCGACCAGCUCGUGCUCCUACACUUGUACUUUUCCAAAGAAAACGACAAUCUCCGCUUCGAGCCCGUGGCCGACUGGAAGGAUUCCCGCGCCGACCUGAAAUGGCCGCUAGGCGCAAAGAUCCCGGUGUCGCCAGCGAAAGAGUACAUGCCCCGGGCCAUUUCGGAGGCUCCUCAACACGCCGCUUCUGGAGGCACCAUUACCACUGUUCUUUACUAA
Molecule: messenger RNA, 1526 nt
Organism: Metschnikowia bicuspidata var. bicuspidata NRRL YB-4993
Lineage: Eukaryota; Fungi; Ascomycota; Pichiomycetes; Serinales; Metschnikowiaceae
Exons: 2
Coding region: 171-1526 (451 amino acids)
Source: RefSeq, a predicted model, not a curated record